Lobosporangium transversale is the source of this 1728-nucleotide messenger RNA. RefSeq lists its product as hypothetical. The transcript is spliced from 3 exons. NCBI's taxonomy places the organism in Eukaryota, Fungi, Mortierellomycota, Mortierellomycetes, Mortierellales, Mortierellaceae. The record is from RefSeq and is a predicted model, not a curated record. Bases 119 to 1696 code for a protein of 525 amino acids.
UCUCCAGGAGGUUAUGAACCAUAAAUCAAUGACAACUACGUUCCUAGAGUCUAUGGUAAAGUUUUGCAAUGACUAGUUAUUGCUAUUGUUAUUUUAGGAAAAAAACACCGCUAGUACUAUGCAUUUAAUUAUUUACUUUUUGACACUGGUAAAUCUACAGGCUGAAUGGACGCAACAACUAUCAGAGCUCUGUACUCCAUUGGUGUCAAAUCCACAAGCAAGGAUGUUAGUUGAAGAAGUUAUUAACUUUGCUUACAUCUUGUAUAUCAAAAUAUCGAGCGACUGUGCUCAAUGGCUACGUACAUCAUACACUGUCGUCAUUCUGAACCCUGGGUUCGUGAGACAAGUCUUGGCUUUAUGGAAUGAUAACAUCUAUAACAGCAUCAAUAAUAAUGACAAGCAAGCAAAUACAAGGUUCUUCAGCCAUAGGUUAUUACGACGUCUAUGUAUUUUAUCCCCUUUGGAGCGCCAGCAGUUACUUAUUCAAGUAACUGAUCAGAUAAUGAUAGGCGAGAGUGGUGCACAAAACAGAACAUUCAUUUUUCCGAGCCGCAAACAUAUUGUCGAUAAUACAUUGAUGAAAUCGCCCUUGUUCUUUUGCCUACAGGAAGGAGCAAUCAAAAGCAAUGACGAUGAUGACGAUAGUAUGGACGAUGGCAAUAGUGAUGCUGCUAGCCUUAUUAGAAAGGCUAUAUUGGAAGAUAUAGCAGGAAUGGCGGAGGAAAUCAAUGAUUGGAGAUUCAUGGCCGUAUGUAGCAUGCUAGUGGGGUGGAUCUUGGUGCAGGGGAAGCAGCGACAGCACUACUUCAAGAAAGUUCAGCCUCAUAUGAUCAUUAAGAAGUUCAAUCAUGAAUUAGGAAAGGGAGUCACAGCUUGUCCGCUUCAAACCAUGCUGUCCUGUGUUUAUGGUAUUCUGGAUUCAAAGGAUACUCAGACCUUGGAGGACCAUCAUUCAGAUAUGAUGGCUUUAUUCUUAACGGCCCAACAUCAAUAUAUCUUCUGUGGUGGGGGUCCCAGUCGAUUGUUUUUACGAAGAAGACUAGCGCUCCUGGUAGGAUCAGUCCUCGCUCAACGUGAUGGAUAUUUAGUUCAUCAAAUCCAGCAAUAUCUUAAGGAUUCGAUCUCCUCUCGCGGGAAAGAGGAAAGUGCUCUCGAGGAAAGGAAUGUAGCAUCACCAACAAAAGCAGCAGUAAGAGCAGUAGCAGCAGUAGCACUAAAAGGAGAAGGAGAAGGAAGAGAGGAAAAAAAAGAGAAGGCUCUAGCGUCUUUUAUAGCUGCAACCUUGGUAAUGAUAUAUGGGCCAGGGCAAGCAUACGCAGAUAUGAUUCUCGAGCAAACAGUACUUUUACUGCAGGAACUCAAGAGGAUGUUUUUAUCUCCUUUAUCAAAGACGACAGCAGUAAAGUCGAUUGAGCGCAUUUUUCUCAAUUACCAACCUAUCUUCCGAACAUAUGCUCCUUUUGUGGUAUAUCUCGUUUGUGCUGUGGGGAUCAUGCUGGAAUCGAGAAAAACGGAAUGUUGGCAAUUCAUGAUUCAAAUGGCGAUUUCUGUGAUGUGCGAGUCCAAGCCUGAUAAUGUCAUUUUAACAAAAUUUUUUCUGGCACUCUUCAGAGAUUUGAGCGGGGAUUUGAAUUCAUAUACACUAGAACAAGCGCUGGAUAACCUUGCAGCUGUAGAAACUGAAAAGAAUGAAUAGUGGUGGACGCUUAAACUUUGAUCUUCAAAAUA